Messenger RNA from Frieseomelitta varia, 4392 nucleotides. RefSeq names its product DNA repair protein RAD50 (gene rad50). Gene Ontology annotation, cellular component: Mre11 complex; condensed nuclear chromosome; nucleus. The transcript is spliced from 17 exons. Gene Ontology annotation, biological process: chromosome organization involved in meiotic cell cycle; double-strand break repair; telomere maintenance via telomerase. Gene Ontology annotation, molecular function: G-quadruplex DNA binding; ATP hydrolysis activity; double-stranded telomeric DNA binding. The record is from RefSeq and is a predicted model, not a curated record. Bases 156 to 4319 code for a protein of 1387 amino acids. Lineage: Eukaryota; Metazoa; Arthropoda; Insecta; Hymenoptera; Apidae.
AUGCAAUAUGUACUGUAGUAAUAAUACGCGCGAAUUCGAAGUCGGAGUCAGUUUCAUUAUUCACAGGAUAAAAGGAGACCGUUUGAUUUAUUGUUUCAGUUUAAUUUAUUAAAUAAUUCUGCUAAUAAUCAAGCUAAAUUCGUAUAUUUUCAACGAUGUCACGAAUAAGAAGGCUUUCUAUUCGUGGCAUUCGCAAUUUUGGCGAUACAAACGAUGAAGCUAUGAUACGUUUUUCUCGGCCUUUGACACUUAUCCUUGGACCAAAUGGCACUGGAAAAACGACAAUUAUCGAGGCCCUCAAAUUUGCUACUUGCGGUGAAUUUCCACCUGGUUCAGAACGAGGGAAAUCUUUCAUUCACGAUCCAGUUCUAUCGGCGACUUCAUCGGUUCGAGGUGUUGUAAAAGCUGAAAUAAUUGAUGCAGUAGGUAAUCUAUAUAUAAUAUCUAGAACUAUAGAAUCAACAAAAGCAAACAUAACAACGAAAUUUAAAACUCUUGAUAGUGCUUUAAGUAGAGUGAUGAAAGGUACAAAAGAGAUAGUAUCAUUAACUAAUCGAUGUGCUAAUGUUGAUGCAGAACUUACGUUAGCUAUGGGAGUUUCAAAACCCAUUUUGGAUUAUGUGAUAUUCUGUCAUCAAGAAGAUCUUAAUUGGCCUUUCCACGAUGGUAAAAAAUUAAAGGAAAAAUUUGAUGAGAUUUUUGAUAGUGCAAGAUUCAAUAAAGCUCUUGAAAGCAUCAUGAAACAAAUUAAAGAUAUGAAUCAAACUAUGCAUAUAUUGAAAGAGCAAAAACAGAAUUGUCAACUUAUUGUUAAUGAUGUAAUAGAUAAAGAAACAAAACUUGAAGAUAAUAAAAAUCGAUUGGAACGUUCCAAAUCCAAAAUCGAGGAACUUAAUAAAGAAUUAGAACCUGUGUUGCAAAAAAUAAAAAAAUUUGAAAAAUUAGAUGCUGAUUAUAAAGAUCUACAAAAUGAACAAAAAAGAAAAAAAACAGAAUAUGACAUGUUCAGACAGCAAUUGGAUAAAUUAGAAGAAGAUUUACAAUAUGUGUUUGAAGGAACCAUAGAAGAAUUAUUAAAAGAGAUGGAAUCAUACGAUGAAAAAUUAAUACGACAAACUGAUAAAAUAGAAGAGCUUGAGAAGAAAUUAAACAAUAUUGCUGGAAAAGAAUCUAGUAUAUCAAAUAACUUAGCUAAUGAAAGAGUAUCCAAUGGUUCUUUAAGACAACAAAUGAAAGAUCAAGAGAAAAAAAUUAAUCUUCGUAAUAAAUUAUUAAAUGAUGCACUAUUUUCUUGGGGUCUUGAAAACAUUGAUUUAAAUGUAUCAGAAAUAGAGGUAAUGGUUCUCACUAAUAGAAUGGCCGAAAAAAUGGGAAAAUUACGGAAUGAAGUAAGACAGAAAAAACUGGAAAGAGAAGAAGGAGAAAAAGAAUUGCAGAAAACAAUUGAUAUUUUACGUAAUAAAUAUUCAAAAAUAGAAUCAGAAAAAAAUCUUAAAGAAAAUGAAGUAAUUGAAAUAAGAGAAGAAAUUAAUAAAAUAAAAAGUGAUAUUGUGCAGCUGGAUACAGCAGCAAAAAAACUAAAUUCCAUUGAAUCAAAAAUACAAGAAGUACAGAAAAAAAUUCAACAACUAAAUGAAGAAAUGGAUGUGAAUGUUAUGAAAGAAGAAAUUGUUGCUAAAACUAAGAUUCGAAAUGAAAUGGAAACACUUCUAAAUAAAGUUGAUGAAGAAAUAGCUUCAUUAUUGAAACAAAGUGCAUUGCAAGCUGAAUUAGAAUUAAAUAAAUCUACAUUACUUUCUAAAGAGAAGGAAAUAGAAAAAUUAAGGGACAAACAUGAGGAAGAAAUAAUUACUUUACUUGAUAUUAAAAAAUUACCUCAGACUAAAUUAAAAACUAAUUUAGAUAUGAUUCAAAAGCAAUUGAUAAAUGAAAUGGAAUCUAUUAAUCAAGAAAUUCAAACAGAAGAACGUCAAAUAACUACGUUGGAAACAACAAUAUCACAUAUAGAACGUGAACUCUACAAUAAACAGAGAGAAAUAAAUUUGGAUAAAGAAAAAAUUUCAGCGAUUUGUCAUUACAAAAAUUUUGAUGAGACAUUAUUAUUACAAUCAAAAAAAGUGAAAAAUCUUCAAGACAAAAGAGGAAUGUAUGCUCAUCAAAGUGCAGCUUAUAAAGAAUAUAUGAAGCAAUUAAGAGAAAAAACAAAUCCUUGCUGUCCUCUAUGUCAUAGAGAUUUUGACAAACGUGAAACUGUUAUAGCUUUAUUAAAAGAAAUGGAAAAUGAAAUGGAAAAUCAUCCAAAUCGUUUGAAGGAAUGUGAAAAAGAAUUAAAAAUACACCAAGAAAAAUAUGAUAAAAUGUUGCAACUGAAGGCAGUUGUCGAAAAAGUAAUACAGUUAGAAGGCAAUGAAUUAGAGAAAUUAAUGAAUGAUUUAGAGAAAUCUAAAAAUAAGUUAAAUAAAUCUCGAGAAACUGUAAUGGAAUUAGAAACAAAAAAAUCUUAUCCCGAAAAGAAAUUAGUAAUUUGCAAAGACAUCAUAGGUGAUAUUAUGUUAUGGGACACAUAUAUUGAUGACACUUUUAAGCUAGAGCAAACAAUUGGAAAUUUGCAAAUUCGUAUGACUGCUGCAGGCAUUGAAACCACACGUAAUCUUGGGGAAGCUCAAAGUCAAAGAGAAGAGUUGAAAAUCUCUAUAAAAAAUAUUCGUGAUGCUAUUGAAGAAUUACAAUUUAAAAUAAAUAUGCAAAAUGAAAGAUUAAAUAAUGCUCGACAAGAGCAAAAUACAUUACAGGAGGAACAAUUAAAAAUACAAUCAGAUAUGCAGAAAGUAAAAGAAUUGAAGAAAAGACAAGAAACUUUGUACAUGAAAGAAAUUUCUUUUGGAAAAUCAAUUAAUAUGUUAAAAACAGAAAUAACUACAGCAGAAAUGGAAUUAAAUUCAGAGAUUGAGAAAUUAAAAGAACAAAAAAAAGAUAAUAUGGAGAAAGAAGAAUCUGAUAGGAAAUUUGUAACAGAAGCAGCUGGACGUUUAUCUGAAUUACAAAAGAUGCAAGAUGAAAUUGAUACAUUUAUAUACAAUAAAGUUCCCGAAUCUUUAGAAAACUCUGAAAAGAAAAUAAAAGAUUAUGAAGAAUUACUUAAUGAAUUGAUUAAGGAAAAAAGUGAUACAGAAACAAUAAUUAAUAAAUUAAAGGAAAAAGUUACUCGACAAGAAGUUCGAAAAAGAGAAUUAUCAGAUAAUCUUACACUGCGAAAAAUUCAGGACAAAACGAAAAAUUUACAGCAACAAUACUUGAACACAGAAAAGAAGUUAAAUACUAUAAAUUAUUCUCAAAUGCUCGAUGAAUGGAAAUAUUUAAAAGAUCGAGAACAAGCUUUACUUAGUCAGCAAAAUAUAAUUAAAGGGAAUAAAGAAGAAUUGGAAAGAACAAUGCAACAAUAUAUUCAAGAAUUAAAGAAAGAUACAUAUAGGCAAGCUCGUAAAAAUUAUAAAAGCAAAUGCAUUGAAUUAACGGUUUUAGAGGAAGCGAUAUUAAACUUGAAAGCAUAUAGCAAAGCAUUGGAUACAGCUAUGAUACAAUAUCAUGAAGAGCGUAUGGCCACAGUUAAUAGAAUCAUGAAACAAAUGUGGAAGCUUGUAUAUACUGGCAAAGAUACAACAUCCAUAGAAAUUCGUACGGAUGCUACUGAAGGGAUAGGCAGCACAAGAAGAACAUACAAUUACAAAUUAGUUCAAACAAAACAUGGUCAUGAAAUAGAUAUGAGAGGUCGCUGUAGUGCUGGUCAAAAAGUUUUAGCGUCGAUAAUUAUAAGACUCGCUUUAGCAGAAACAUUUUGUAAAGAUUGUGGAAUUCUUGCGCUGGAUGAACCAACAACAAGUUUGGACCAAGCAAAUGCUGAUAGUUUAGCAAAUGCAUUGGCUACGGUUGUUAAAUUGCGAUCACAACAUCAGAAAAAUUUUCAGCUAAUUAUAAUUAGUCAUGAUGAGAAAUUUUUGUUUAAGUUAGCUGAAUUAAACAAUAAUAAAGGAUUUUAUCAACUUUAUCGUAAACAAAACGGUUAUACAGCUGUUAAACACUGUUUAGUAGACAAUCAAGAUCAUUUUGUAUUAGAUGAUAUAAAACAAGAAUCUGACGAAGAGGCAUCUUCUAAUGAAGAAAAUGAAGAACAUUCCGUGUCACAAAAUGAAUCACACGAAACGGUUUUACAAAAACAAGCGCAUAAUGAUCAAACAGAUAAGAAAAGAAGAAAAAUUUCGGAUGACGAUGAGGAUUCUGUUGAAAGUAGAGCAUCAAAAAGAAGAUACGUUUUCCAAUAAAUUACAUUUAUUAUUUUUAUAAAAAGAAAAAAAUGAAUUAAAGCUUAAUUUUUACAAAUAUAAUUUCUGUUAU